AGAGUUGUCAUUGUCACGAACUGUCAUUCAGUGACGAUGAUUAUUUAGAAAUGUUAAAUUUUAAAGUUUUUUGAUUUAAUUUUUAAUCUAUGUUGUGUUUGUUUGAACCGAAUAAAUCAAUACCAUAAUUUCCAAGCCAUAAUAUCAUGUGGAAAUGCCAUAAGUGCCACAAACCAGUAUAUUUCGCUGAGAGGAAACAAUCAUUGGGAUAUAAUUGGCAUCCGGAAUGUUUGAGAUGCGAAGAAUGUGGAAAAAGACUGAACCCCGGGCAACACGCCGAGCACAAAGGAGUUCCCUAUUGUCAUGUGCCAUGCUACGGGGCCCUUUUUGGCCCCCAAUUAUUCGGUCACGGGACCAGGGUGGAAUCUCACAAAAGUUUUGGAGCUCAAAAGGAAUUUCCUAAGUUUAACAACGGUCCCGUGCUCCCAAGAUCGGCGUUAGAAUCAAAAAUCAAAGUUUACAACCAAUUUUAUGAAGGAAAAAGCGGAGAAAUUCGAAGCAGGGAAGUGAAUGGAAGAUUUAUACUGGAAGGAUCGUUACGCAUCCAUUGGGGCAUACAUGGGGUGAUACACCUCAAAGAAAACGAUGAUCAAAGAACAGUUGUGACAGUACGAAAGAGGAAUUCUUACAGAUCGUCAAGCCCCGAGUAUGAUACUGAUGAUGACCUUCAAAACAUAUCCAGAGACAGCAGUUACAAUGAAAUCUCAACUUGCUCAGAUGACAUCACAAGAUCUGAUACCGGUAUCGAAAGCGGCUCUGAAUCUUUGGAUAUCAGUACUACCGAUAGUCCGUUUAGCUCGCCUCAGAACGCUCCCAAAUCCGUUACACUACCAUCGAAAUUGGACGUUAAAAAAAUGGAAUGGGACGAGUUGGACGAAUUACUUCGCGUCGAGAGAAAAGUAGAGGCUUCCGAUCAUCUCUAUCAAACCAUGCCCGUAUCGUUGCCAUCACAAUUGAGUAAAGAAAGUUCGAGUGGUUCGAGCAGUAGCACCAAGACUGAUACUUCGCUUACUAUAAAAAAUGAAACACCGGAUUUAACUCUGAGGUCGCCAAUUUCUAACGGUACGAUCAGCGAGGAUAAAAUCCCCCUUCUACCAUCGCCUUCUAUAAGUAGUGAUGAUGUUUGGUUAUCUCAGAGUAACCAUUUGAACAGAUCCAUGUCAGGUCCUGAUUGUUUAGGUCGGAUAAGGGACAAUUUAUCGCCGGAAUUCGACAGAAGCAGUAUGGCAAGCAAUGAUAUAACGACCGUAUCAGAACAAAACGAGGAAGUAGUUUUAAGAAGGCCUCAUAAGGGAUCAACCGCCAUAAAACGUCGUCCUGGAAAGAGAUUAUCCAGAAGUAAAGUGAAGAGAAGGUGUUCUAUUAACGGUCAUUUUUACGAUAGAGAAACUAGCUUCUUUACGCCUCCGCAUGGUAGUCAGAUGAGCGUUUGGGUCACAUCCCUUGUGAAUACCAGUGAAGUCAUAAAUUUGUUGUUAGAGAAAUAUAAAGUGGAGAGCGAUCCGCAAAAUUUUGCGCUGUUCGUGGUCCGCGAUAACGGAGAACAACGAAGGUUGAAAGUUACUGAAUAUCCGCUAUUGGCUCGAGUGCUUCUCGGUCCGCACGAGGAUGUCGCCAAAUUGUAUCUAAUGGACGGUAAUAAUACGCCUGAGGUCAGUAGCGAGGUGGCGCAGUUUUUGAAUCUCUCCCUGGUUGAAUGCAGGGCCAUUCUAUCGCAAUAUUAUUCGCAAGAGGAGAGAGAAGUGGCGCGGAUAAGGCAAAAGUUCGAAGAAAUGAAGUUUAGAAUAUCCAAGAAAUUGUGUGAAUUGAAAAGUGCUUCUUGAUGUCCCUAAAUUAUGUUAGGUAGACUAAUUGUAUGUCUAUAAAAAUUUUUUAAUACUUUUAUAUUAUCUAAAUAUUUUUUUUUUAUUUUACAAUUGUGUUUCGUCUUUUUUAUACUACUGUUAUGUUUUUAAAAAUCACUUUAUAUAC
This is a messenger RNA of Phyllotreta striolata, 1971 nucleotides long. Lineage: Eukaryota; Metazoa; Arthropoda; Insecta; Coleoptera; Chrysomelidae. The record is from the annotation of a GenBank genome assembly.